AUGGAAUCUGUUACAACUCAAGGGGAUGGGGGGACACCAGAAGGACCUGACAAAGAUGCCGAUAAAAAGGCGGCAAGGGAAAGAAGGCGGCAAGGGAAAGAAGGCGGCAAGGGAAAGAAGGCGGCAAGGGAAAGAAGGCGGCAAGGGAAAGAAGGCGGCAAGGGAAAGAAGGCGGCAAGGGAAAGAAGGCGGCAAGGGAAAGAAGGCGGCAAGGGAAAGAAGGCGGCAAGGGAAAGAAGGCGGCAAGGGAAAGAAGGCGGCAAGGGAAAGAAGGCGGCAAGGGAAAGAAGGCGGCAAGGGAAAGAAGGCGGCAAGGGAAAGAAGGCGGCAAGGGAAAGAAGGCGGCAAGGGAAAGAAGGCGGCAAGGGAAAGAAGGCGGCAAGGGAAAGAAGGCGGCAAGGGAAAGAAGGCGGCAAGGGAAAGAAGGCGGCAAGGGAAAGAAGGCGGCAAGGGAAAGAAGGCGGCAAGGGAAAGAAGGCGGCAAGGGAAAGAAGGCGGCAAGGGAAAGAAGGCGGCAAGGGAAAGAAGGCGGCAAGGGAAAGAAGGCGGCAAGGGAAAGAAGGCGGCAAGGGAAAGAAGGCGGCAAGGGAAAGAAGGCGGCAAGGGAAAGAAGGCGGCAAGGGAAAGAAGGCGGCAAGGGAAAGAAGGCGGCAAGGGAAAGAAGGCGGCAAGGGAAAGAAGGCGGCAAGGGAAAGAAGGCGGCAAGGGAAAGAAGGCGGCAAGGGAAAGAAGGCGGCAAGGGAAAGAAGGCGGCAAGGGAAAGAAGGCGGCAAGGGAAAGAAGGCGGCAAGGGAAAGAAGGCGGCAAGGGAAAGAAGGCGGCAAGGGAAAGAAGGCGGCAAGGGAAAGAAGGCGGCAAGGGAAAGAAGGCGGCAAGGGAAAGAAGGCGGCAAGGGAAAGAAGGCGGCAAGGGAAAGAAGGCGGCAAGGGAAAGAAGGCGGCAAGGGAAAGAAGGCGGCAAGGGAAAGAAGGCGGCAAGGGAAAGAAGGCGGCAAGGGAAAGAAGGCGGCAAGGGAAAGAAGGCGGCAAGGGAAAGAAGGCGGCAAGGGAAAGAAGGCGGCAAGGGAAAGAAGGCGGCAAGGGAAAGAAGGCGGCAAGGGAAAGAAGGCGGCAAGGGAAAGAAGGCGGCAAGGGAAAGAAGGCGGCAAGGGAAAGAAGGCGGCAAGGGAAAGAAGGCGGCAAGGGAAAGAAGGCGGCAAGGGAAAGAAGGCGGCAAGGGAAAGAAGGCGGCAAGGGAAAGAAGGCGGCAAGGGAAAGAAGGCGGCAAGGGAAAGAAGGCGGCAAGGGAAAGAAGGCGGCAAGGGAAAGAAGGCGGCAAGGGAAAGAAGGCGGCAAGGGAAAGAAGGCGGCAAGGGAAAGAAGGCGGCAAGGGAAAGAAGGCGGCAAGGGAAAGAAGGCGGCAAGGGAAAGAAGGCGGCAAGGGAAAGAAGGCGGCAAGGGAAAGAAGGCGGCAAGGGAAAGAAGGCGGCAAGGGAAAGAAGGCGGCAAGGGAAAGAAGGCGGCAAGGGAAAGAAGGCGGCAAGGGAAAGAAGGCGGCAAGGGAAAGAAGGCGGCAAGGGAAAGAAGGCGGCAAGGGAAAGAAGGCGGCAAGGGAAAGAAGGCGGCAAGGGAAAGAAGGCGGCAAGGGAAAGAAGGCGGCAAGGGAAAGAGCGUCCUGGACCUGAUAAGGUUAGACGAGAUGAAGCCCUGGAAAACAGUGGUGGUACAGCUGGCUGCUGAGCUCCUCGGCACGUUCCUGCUGGUAGUCGUCGGGUGUGGCUCGACUACAACGGCGUGGUCGGAAGGCUACCAGCCGACGACUGUUCAGGUGGCCCUGACAUUUGGACUUACUGUCGCAUGCAUCGUGCAGACGCUGGGCUACGUAAGUGGCGCUCACGUGAACCCGGCAGUGACUGUGGGCCUGGUGGUGGGCGGCUUCCUGGGCCCGCUGAAGGCUCUGCUGUACGUGACGGCGCAGUGCGUGGGCGCCACCGCUGGCUCAUUCGUGCUCCAGGCCCUGACACCCAACGAGACGGUCGCAACACUAGGCGUUAAUGCCUUGAAUCGGCACGUGACGCCGACGCAGGGCUGCUUCGUGGAGAUGGUCAUAUCAUUCGUGCUCGUGAUGGCCGUGUACAGCGCUGCCACAGGGGGGGCGGCGGCGGCGGCAGCAGGACCCUUCACUGUCGGCAUGUCUAUAACAGCCUGCCACUUGUUCGCGGUAUGUUUCCCAGGGGCCCAAGGUCCCUGA
This is a messenger RNA of Schistocerca piceifrons (Central American locust), 2229 nucleotides long. RefSeq names its product micronuclear linker histone polyprotein-like. The record is from RefSeq and is a predicted model, not a curated record. Gene Ontology annotation, biological process: transmembrane transport. Lineage: Eukaryota; Metazoa; Arthropoda; Insecta; Orthoptera; Acrididae. Gene Ontology annotation, cellular component: plasma membrane. The transcript is spliced from 5 exons. Bases 1 to 2229 code for a protein of 742 amino acids. Gene Ontology annotation, molecular function: water channel activity.